AUGUUUUUUUCGGGAGAGGAAACCAGCAUGAUUGGAGCACUUCCUGUGUUUUAAUACCAGAGCAGGAAACCGAAUGGAUUUAAACAAAAACAGUUUGAAAGAGAGGUCGAGACAGAAGAAACGAGUGAGUGAGUGAGUGAGCGAGAGAGACAGAGAAGGGGGAGUGACUGAGUGAGCGAGUGAGAGAGGAAAAAUUGUGUUUUUUUUUUUUUUUUUUUAGCAGCUGCAAACCAUUUCAGUCUGUGUAGUGGCCUGAGAACAGAGAGACUGAGCGACAGAAAGAAAGCAAGGAAGCCUGCCUGCUACACACAAAAACAGAGGAAGAAUUGGGAUUGCGUGGCGCUUUGUUGUUUCUCUCAUCAACGGAGCUCUCUAAAAAAAAAAAUAGAGAAGUGGAGAGAGAAAGAAGGAGAGUGUCCGGGGAUUGUCUGGGAGAGAGAACGCCUGCAAGGCAGAGUCGGAGGCAGCGCUCAGACUGGGUCUCGGACUGUCUGGGUCUCUGCCCUCUGGAUACAGUCCCACGACUCACAGCAGCUCUGCCUGGCUGGACUGGGCUCACCCCCCCUAACCCACCUACCAUCUCUCCCUAACGACCCCUCUCACCCCCUCCCGGAUUCAGCCUCCGCUCUGAACUUACUGUCUCUUCUUGACUGGAGCUGUGGAUGAGCAGCGUGAUGGAAGGUGGGAGAUGAUAGACAGGCGUCUCGUCUACGACAGGAAAAAGGUCUGGAUUUCUUUGUUCUGGUUUUUGAAUUGCAAGACUGACUUGUGCGGAGUGGCGGAUGAUGGGAUUUACUUUUUUUUUAUCGCUGAUGAUGAGGAUAAUGAUGAUGUCAGCAAGGGGGAUGAAGGAGCAUUCCAGGCACAGAGCGGGCCGCUGCCUUCAGACACACAUCACUCAUGCUUUGUGAUGAGAUUGGAAGAGAGAAAAAGGAGAGAGAAAAUCUAGUCUGUCUGCAAGGACUCACAGGACCAAAACAGGCUGAUGAUUGACUGCUCGGUUACUUUGUAUGACAUUUUUUGCUUCCGUUUUGAUUCCCUCAAAAGGAUCAACUCUUUUGUUAAGUCAUUCCCAUGGUUUUGGGUUGACAACAAACUUGAACCAAGACAGAAAACAUCAACAAACUCAUUGGAUCUGCACUUUUUUCCCUUUCCCACCUCUUUUUAUAUCAGGGAGUAGUGGAUUUCUCACCCCCUGCACAACCUCUUUUUAUAUCAGGGAGUAGUGGAUUUCCCACCCCCUGCACAACCUCUUUUUAUAUCAUGGAGUAGUGGAUUUCUCACCCCCUGCACAACCUCUUUUUAUAUCAGGGAGUAGUGGAUUUCCCACCCCCUGCACAACCUCUUUUUAUAUCAUGGAGUAGUGGAUUUGCCACCCCCUGCACAACCUCUUUUUAUAUCAUGGAGUAGUGGAUUUCCCACCCCCUGCACAACCUCUUUUUAUAUCAGGGAGUAGUGGAUUUCCCACCCCCUGCACAACCUCUUUUUAUAUCAGGGAGUAGUGGAUUUCUCACCCCCUGCACAACCUCUUUUUAUAUCAUGGAGUAGUGGAUUUCUCACCCCCUGCACAACCUCUUUUUAUAUGAGGGAGUAGUGGAUUUCUCACCCCCUGCACAACCUCUUUUUAUAUGAGGGAGUAGUGGAUUUCUCACCCCCUGCACAACCUCUUUUUAUAUGAGGGAGUAGUGGAUUUCUCACCCCCUGCACAACCUCUUUUUAUAUGAGGGAGUAGUGGAUUUCUCACCUUAAAAGGAGACUUUACACACUUCUUUGGCUGCUUCUCACUGAGACCGUUGCUCAACCCUUCUCUGCUGCUUAUCCUGUUGUGGCAGAGCGAGGAGAGCAGGAAGGGAAGGACGGAGUUGAAGAGUGGGAAAGGAGUAGGGAGUUGAACGACUGUGUGUGUGAGGGGGGAGUUAAAGUCAAAUGGAACAAAGGGUUGUUAUCUCCACGGCACUCACCUCGUUCUGGACUUUGGACCUCUACGAGACCGCCCCUGCCUCCUUCCUGAUAACCUUCCAAAUGAGCAGUGCUCAUUAAUAUGCUGCCGGAGGAGAGGAGCAUCUGCAUGCAGGACACUCACUCACUGAUGCUCCCCUGCAUUUCAGAUAGUGCCGGAAUAGCCUGCUGCACUGCUAUUGAGGUGACAUUGAUGUGGACCUAUGGACUUGUAAUGUAGAUUGCAAACCUUUUGACAUUUUGGUCAUUGAAGCGGAUUCAUGUUUGGGAUUGUGGAUUGGACCGGGAAUGGUUGAGCGACUGAACUAUUUUCAACCCACCCAUUAAGGUAUUUUCCCCAUUGUUUUCUGUGGAAUACUUAUUGGCCCCGUCCCCGAGGGGGGCCACCCUGCCCCUAUAAAGGACCACUGCAGGCCGUCAGGGUAUCUCCCCCAGUGGCAGCUGAGGAAUGGGAAAGCCCCUGAGCCGGCCGGACUGCCUGAGGCAAAACCCCCGAUGCCUGGGGAAGGGGGACGAGGAUGAGGCCUACAUCGAGGACUGCUAUGUCCCCCAGCGUUCCAUCUACGACACCAUGCGCAUCAACGAGCAGAUCGACCAGGGCUCCUCCAAGCUCAGCCAGCCCUCGCGCAGCACCCUGGGCUCCAACGGCGGCGGAGAGGCCAGCACCCUCUCCAGCAACGGCACCAUCGGGGCUGACUUAGGGAGCGUCUUUGUGUCAAGGGCGCACGCUGAUGCCGGAGUUAAAAGACUGGACGAAAGGGUGAUCUUUGAUGCCCUCAAGCUAACCGGCGAUCCCCAGAGCAUGUCACCACCUGGAAGUUGCGGUGGUUCUGGUUUACCCAUCACACCCUUGUCCUCUGCCUCCUGUGGGGCAGCCGCAGUAAAAAGGCGCCACCAGGGUGGCGAUAAGAAAGACAACCCUAAUCGUCGCUCCUGGAAGGCGUUUAUGCCCCCCAGUUACCCAGAGUUUGCAGAGAGGCUUGAGUUUUCUCCUGGGGAAAGUGCUGAGAAGCGUCUGUCCGGUCCUGCGAUUCCACUUUCUCUACUUCCGCCACCAACCCUCACCUCCACACCCCCCUUACCUCCUUACUCACCUUCCUUUGUGUCGUCCGGGGGUCCUCCACACACUGUCUCAUCCUCCCCUUCGUUGACACUGAGUCCCAUUCCCCCCCUCCAACAGCACCCUGUCAGCAGGCAAAAACAACUUCACCCCCUGCUCCAAAAACAACACAAGCAAACACAUGCACUACCCUCCCCCUCAAAAGAACAACCAUCGGUGCAGGUACCUACCCAUCCCCACCAGGGCUCUGGGGGCACCCCACAGCAGAGUCCCAAUGCUACCGCCCAGCUGGACAACAAAAAGGACAAGCAUCAUAGGCGCCCGGCUGUAUCUCCCAAAGCUGGUAUCAAGAUAAUUACCGAGGAGAGCCCUGAAGCGGCCAAGGCUUCUGACUCUGAAAGAGAGACGGACUCUCCUCUCCUAGAACAAGACCUGGACAAAGCCCCUCUCCUACCCCAGUUGGCUCCACCGAAACCUGUGUUCUACCCCCCGACCAAAGCACGCACCUGGCCCCGAAGUAUGAGAGGGGGAAAGCGGUCCCACGGGGGCAUGCGCCACCUCUUCCCCGUCCUGCCCCCCCUGCCACCCUUAUUGGGAGAGGACAGUGACAUGGACGAGGAGUCAUUCUACCUACUGGACCCCCCCUCACCUUUCCUCCAGGAAGAGGAGGGGCUGGUCCAUGGAGGGCUGCCACUCAUUCCCUGCCUCAGCCAGGAGGAGGGUGAAGUGGGACUUUUGGGCUGGGCUCCCCCUAAUGGUGAGCUCCGGCAACGAACCGCCUCUGAGCUCAAAUUCGAGGAGGAUGAACGCAGGAUCUUACAGGAGCUGGAGGAGGAAGAAGUGGACAUGGAGGAAGAAGGAAAAGGGGAGGAAGAAGGGACAAGAGAGGGGGGAGAAGUGGCGGAUAAGAAAGGAGAAAUUGAAGAAGAGGAGGAGAGGGAGUGGGAGGCAAUGCUGAAGCUGGAGAAUAGGGAGAUAAUGGACCGAUGUUGGGAGGGGGACUCUGGAGAGGGCUGGGAACCCCAGCAAUCAGAGUCUUCUGGACAUUGGCCCCUUCUGACCCCUCCGACAGGUUUUGGUGGGCCUAGGGCCCCAAGUGCCUCCCCCUGCCCCAGCUCAGGGGCCGGCUCAGAUGACCUUUUCCUAGAGCUGGAGAGACAAUGUUUAGAGGAGGAGGGAGGGGAGAGUUCUGUGGACCCUGAAUCUAGUGAGGCAACAGAGCCCAACACCCUAGCCAGUGUAGAGGAGGAGGAGGAGGAGGAGGAGGAAGAGGAGGAGCAGGAGGAAGCCACUGAUGCCUGUGUUUGUCUUGUGGAAACUGCGCCUAUGUAUAUCGAUCAAAGGACAGAGACUGAUUGCGCUGAGCCCCGGUUGGAAAACCCCUUCUCAGUUUCACCACCACCUAGUCCUGAACACAUGGACCAGGUCCAACUACAGACAUCUGAACACACCGACCUGGAGGAAGCACAACUCUGUUAUGACCUCCACCAGGUUCUCGUUGAAGGUGAACAAUAUCAUAUUGAUGAAGAGCAAUGUGUAAUUGAUGAUGAAGGCGAAGAAGAGCAGAGUUUUCCCGAGACGCCCGAGAUGGACUCGGUCUGCGGACAUCUCCCUGAGUCUGACUCAAGCGGGGUCCACAUGUCCCAGCCGGACAGAACUGCUUGGUCCGACACCACUCAGAACGACUGUGAACACGAGCCGCCCGCUGAGAGCGAGUGGGAACUGGACAGCGGUUCGUCAUCGGUUCAAGAGGUCGAGGAGGUGCGCGAGGAAACAGGGUUGUGCCUCCACACGGCCUUCCCACCUCCUCCAUCCCCCAGCCCACAGAACCCUUAUGCCAAAAGGGAAGAGCAGGAGGUGGAGGAGGCGAAGGAGAGGGCGCCAGACUGGAGUGCAUGUGAGCAACCUGAGCCUAGUUGGGACAGUGGGUCCCCUGGGUCGACCCACUCAGAUGGAGAAAUGAGGGUUAGUGCUGCAGAGGAUGUUGAUGUACUAACUUCCUGUCAAGCGGAGCUGUUCUCUUCAGAGAUUAGUGACAUUGCUAAGGAGACAACCUCUGUCACUGAGGGGAUGACACUUGCGUCAUCAGACACUUGGAACUGCUCUGUCCCCACAGAUAAGGUAUCUUCUCUGAACAUGUCUGGGCAAGACAUGGACCAGAGGUCCACAAGCACCCCCAAAGCUCUUGAAGACACUCUCCCUCGUUCACACUCCCCCUGCUCAACAAAGAGACUCUGCCCCCCCUUCACCCUUACCACUGUCCCCCGUCAAGCACGAGCCAAGAGGGCCAGGCCUGGACAGCAAAAACUCUGACGCUUUUGUGGCCACUGACAGUUUUGUUUACCUGGCGGUCUCCGUGCCACCCCCGUUCCCUCAGGACUGCCCCCCCUCCCCGCUGGAAUCCUCAACACCCCCCAGCCCCAGCCCUGUCCCCAAACCCUGCCCUGAGCCAGACAAUGGGGCCUUCCUUUGCUCCGACAGCUUUGUUUACUUGGCCGCCCCGGAGCGGCUCCCCCAGGUGUCCGACGGCGGUUCCGCAUGCGAGGACGCCCAGGAGCUGGACUAUGGAGACUCGUACUCUGAGAGUACCCAGUCGGGAGUGGACUUUGUCCUUGGGUCCAUGACCGGGGACAGUGACUGGGAGUCUGACGGCUCGGCCUUGGACCCCCCCUUGUACCAACAGGGAGUGGGAAGAGCUGGAAUCUGGGUUACUCCAGGGGCUUUUCAGGGAGGGCCAGUUGGAGGAUCAGAGGGCCCCAGUUGCCACAACAGAGACUGA
Messenger RNA from Oncorhynchus gorbuscha (pink salmon), 5798 nucleotides. RefSeq lists its product as uncharacterized. The transcript has a single exon. Lineage: Eukaryota; Metazoa; Chordata; Actinopteri; Salmoniformes; Salmonidae. Bases 2408 to 5332 code for a protein of 974 amino acids. The record is from RefSeq and is a predicted model, not a curated record.